Messenger RNA from Bemisia tabaci, 1363 nucleotides. Lineage: Eukaryota; Metazoa; Arthropoda; Insecta; Hemiptera; Aleyrodidae. The record is from RefSeq and is a predicted model, not a curated record.
AUGAAGAAGUCGAGCACCGCAUGUUUUGGAAUAACACAGCCAUUCCAAAUAAGUCUUCUACUUCUCUACAUUGUCGUAUUCGUGCUAUCAUCCGUUUCAACUUUAAAACUUGGGAGCAGUCCGGGUGGCUAUGAUGGAGCACAGGUCUGGAGAGUUUCUACGACGGGUCCAGAACAAUACGUGGAUUUGAAGAAACGACUUUCUGCUGAAGUUAUUCAUAGAUCUGGGUUCACUGUGGACUUCAUGGUUGGAGCUUCACAGGUGGAACAAGCAAAACAGUUUCUUGCAUCGUCCAAAUUGAAGUAUACAGUACUGGCAGACGAUGUUGGGACGAAAAUGAAAGCUGCACAAUCCCCAGCGGUAGGUCCGCCUCCUGGUCCUCUACAAGGGGUCUCGAAAUUAAUGCAAAGCCUGAAAGGUAGGUUAUUUUUAUUUUUAUAAAUUGACUUGCACUAUCAUUAUCUUUGAAGCUAGAUCGGAUACUAUCUGUAUGAAAACACAUAUUGGAUGUGCCACUUAAAAAUCAAAGUAAAAAUUAAGAAACAAACUCGCAUUGUAUCAAAUGGAUUGUGAGUGUUGCUCUGAUGUAGUAUCAACUUAAAAAGUGUUAUUUCUUGCCAAGGAUAAAAAAUUCUCUCAGGGCUUAUCUGAAUCUGGAAAUUCAAUCCUAUAACAAACUGUAAUAUUUUCCUUAUUCCUUAUAUUCCUUAUAUACAGACUUGACCAGUCUCUUUACAUUUUCCCCUGGGAAGCUUUACAGGUCUUCUCACAAUUUCCUCUGAAAUAAUGUACUGAGGACAUAAUUAUUCUGAUUUAGAUUCUCGAAAUUAUUUUACCACAAGGCCUUCAGAUUUCAAGUUUUCAUUCGAAAAGUAUCAUCCCUUGAAGGAAAUUUACGGGUUUCUGGAUCACCUUAGCAAGAAGUACAGCAGUUUCGUUUCGACGGAAGUGAUCGGGAAGUCAUUCGAAAGGCGAGACAUAAAACUACUCAAAAUUUCAUGCGGAGUUCCUGGUGCUCCAUGGUUUUGGAUAGAUGCAGGUACUAAAUAUCUUAUGUUCACUGAAUAAAUGAUAAUUCGUUGUUCACUGGCUUUCGAUCACUUUGACAGGCCACGAUUGCAAAACUUUGUGGAACAAGAGCAGCUGAUGGAUGAAAGUUUGUUCUGAGGGCGUGAAAUUGUCUAAAAUUCGCCCUCAACGGAUGAGAGACUGUUGUCUUCUACUAGUUGUCAGACGAACAUUAGGUACUUUAGCAGAAACAAUAUAAUUUGAUCACACAUUUGGAAAAAAAUUCCGAAAAUUAAAAAGGAAAAAACUUUAAUCAAACAUUUAUGGAUCUAAUGCACAUACCAUACUAUAUAAA